Molecule: messenger RNA, 1867 nt
Organism: Annulohypoxylon truncatum
Lineage: Eukaryota; Fungi; Ascomycota; Sordariomycetes; Xylariales; Hypoxylaceae
Exons: 6
Coding region: 449-1540 (363 amino acids)
Source: RefSeq, a predicted model, not a curated record
UUCAAGGUCAAGCAUCUGUGCUUCUUACGAAACUCUCACAAUAUCAUAAAAUUUCUUUCUCCGCAUAAAUGCCCCCAGGUUCGUCAGAUUUGUUGAACCUUACCAUGUAUUUGGGUGGUGCUUCGGUUAGCAAAAGGCCCCAGCUCAUAUGUGAUAGAUCAUCUACCGGAAUCUAGGAUUACAAUACGGCUACCACCCAAACAAUGCACAUAUCGUGUAGUUAUUAACCUUUAAAUAUGGAGAAUAUCCUCUUACGUUACUGAUAAUCAUAACUUUCCUUACUCAUGCCCUUUUCCGAGCCUCUAGAAGCCAAGGGAUACCUAUCUAACCUUCCUGUCGCUUCCUGACUUGAGGUGGAAAGGAGUAUAGUAAGAGGCGGGUUAGGGUAUGGAUCUUGUUCUUUGGAGUUUGUAACUCAGGUAUUCAACUUGAUUCUGCUAUUGCUACUAUGACCACUCAGGCGAUCUCAGCUGUGGACCACUCCAACACGGGUCUUGUUUUCCUCAUACCCACCAUUAUUCUGAACGUCCUUGCUACCAUAUUCGUUGCGUUGCGUAUCUAUGCACGGCGAUUCCAAGGUCUCAGGCUCCAAUUCGACGACUGGAUAGUCGUCGUCGCGUUAUUUUUCAACCAUGCGCAACUCACCGGUGAAGGAAUUAUGGUGAGAUAUGGCUUGGGUGUCAAUGGCGAGAUAGUCGCGGCCACAUACCCUGGCGGUGUGUCAAAUUUCUUGGAGGCCUUCUUCUUUCUGCAGUUGAUAUAUUCCUGCCUAUCGCCACUAGCUAAGAUUUCGCUUCUCUCCCUUUACUACCGUACCUUCUUCGUCUCUCGCAGCCUGCGAGUUUCGGUCUGGAUUAUGACCGCGCUGCUCAUCUCCUGGGGAAUCAGUGUUUUUGUGACCAGUAUUUUCACAUGUAACCCCAUUCGAGGAUUCUGGGAUUUGUCGAUUGAGGCCAAGUGCAUCGACAGCGCGUUAUUCUUCGAAGCUAUCACGAUACCCAAUAUCAUUCUCGAUUUAGCCACAGGGAUUCUACCAAUUCGCGAGGUGUGGAAGUUACAGAUGGGUAGAGACAGAAAGCUUGCUUUUACUGCGAUAUUCACUGUCGGUAGCAUUGUUGUCCUUGCUGCAAUAGCACGUCUUGUCACCGUCAAGGUUUACCAGCCCGCUGGAGGGUCCCUAAAUACGACCCAAGCGCUCGUGCCAGCAUUGCUUGCGACAUCAUUCGAGGUUAACUUUGCGAUCUACGGUGCCUGUCUUCCGCCUAUAAUACCCCUGUGGAGACAUUGGUUCGGUCAACCUCAUAGUUCAGCUAAGAGUUCGAAGUCUACUCCACCAUUCCACAGCAUAAUCACGAUUGGCCAGCGUUCUAAUCGGCAACCUCGCAAGGUGGAUGCUACCUUCGAGAUGUUGGAGGAGGAUUCCAGUGAAAAUCUAACUCGAACGAAUACUAAUCCUGGGACUGAGGGCAUUGCUUUGACGUCAGUGUCUGCGAGAGAGUGGCCUCAAGGUGGUCAACAACAGAUUCACUUACAUUCGUAAUCAGAAUUUUGCUUCGUAUUUUUUAAAGAAAAAAAAAAACUACGAGAUUCAUUGCGAAUACGCCGACAGGUUUGGGUGUUUGGAUGACGUUAUGGGAAUGGAAAAAUACUCAUUAAGUACGCAUUAUUGGUUCAGUUUUAUGAUUGAUAAAAGGUUAUACAAGUGUGUUAAGUCAUGCCCGAACUCUGAAAUAAAUUUCAGAAUAAAGACAUUGAGACCUUCUAGCACUGAAGUCCCCAAAGUAAAUAUAUCAAAACGUUUCCCGUUGAAAGAAAAAGAAUUCGUUGAACCCGCCUUGAAUCCGCGGCUAUCCAGGGUAAAAAAAAA